AUGCUACCAGCCAACAGCUAUUCUCGACGAUGUCGGGCAGGUCUACCCUCCUCAGUCAUCCAAAAUCCUGGAAGUUAUUUGCUGAGACCAAAGUUACCUCUAAGGUCUACCUAUAACAAGCCCAAGAGCAAUUGUAGCUUCACACACAUCGAAAAUGCUCCCUUUGGAAGGCCUAAACGUUUCAAACUCAAGAAAUUAAAUUCAUUUCAAAAAAUGGAUACCAUGAAGAAAAAAAUUCCUGAUUAUACUGAAACAGCUUAUAGAGAAGCAGUGUCACGAUUGAAAUAUUUACUAGCGGAAUCUUAUACUCCAAGAGGGUCUGGCAAAAUAAUACGAGACAAAAAUAUCUUCCGAAGAAGUAAUUCAAAACUUCACGACUCAGCAGACGAUACCGAUGACCGAAGUGUCGUUAGCGAGUGUUCAAAAGGAUUUCCCGUGAAUUUAUCAUCAAGAACGAACACAGCGUUGACAUCCGACAAACGUCUGCCAAUGACUUCGGUUCUCAGCGGUGAAAAUUCACAAAUGACACCCAAAGAAAUGUCGACGUUCAUAAUGCGCCAGGAAGAAUACAUCGAGCAGCUGGAGUCUGAGUCUCAGUACUGCAAAGAAGAACUAAAAAAUUUACUCGGUAAAAUUCGAGAGGUCGUUGCAGAAAAUGAAGCUUUGCAUGAUAAGAAUAAAACAGUGCUGCUAAAAUCAUUUUUGAAUGAAUAUGACAAUGCUGAAGAAAACAGCGGGAAUAAGCCAGUGCUGGAGUUAGACCAUGGACAGUCUAGUCCUGGAAAGAAGAUAAAGUUACACCAGAUGAUUGAGGGCCCGAGCAUAAUGUAUGAGUCAAGAAUCAGCGAGCUAGAAGCUCAGUUGACUCAGGCGAGGAUUGAGCUCAAGAAAGCUCAAGAAGAAAGCCAGCUGGGUGUCAAAAAAUUUGCUGAUGCUCCAGAUCUCAGUCCAGAGACUGUUCAGCAGCUGGAUCUGGUGUUGAAAGAGAAACGCGAGCUGUCUGGGAAGCUUGAUGAAACUCUGAGAAGCUUGCAAGUCGCUCGGGAUCGGGAAGCUGAUGCUCUGCAGAAAGCCAAGCGUGCUAUGGACAAUGUUCAGCAGACUGAGUUCGAGAAAGCACAGGCUGAGUCUGAAGUUCGGAGGCUGAAGGACGAACUCGAGAGACAGCGUGAUAAAAUACGAGAAGCGACCCAAGAAACUACUCGGAGACUUGCUGAUGAACGGCAUCAGGUCGAGAGACGCUAUGGACAGCAGGUUGAGCAGCUUUCUGCUGAUGUUGCUACUCAUUGGGAUGCUGCUUCUAAGUCGCAGCUGGAGAUUGAGAAACAACGCAGGGAAAUUUUGGAUCUUAAAAGAGAGUUGAAUCAGAAACAAGCUAUUAUUGAUGAUCUGAAGAAAGAUUUGCAUAAUAAAAUUUCAAAUUUACAAAGUGAUUUAAAUCAAAUGGCUGCUGAAAAAGAUGCAGUAGAGCAAGAAGUCGCAACUGCUAAGUUAGCUCUUGAAAGAAGUGAAAGACAUGCUAAGCAGGAACAAAGUCGUUGGCAAGGUGAAAUCAACUCGUACAAACAACGCUUGGAACGUGCUGACGCUGACAUUGUCCAUUGUCGGCGAGAAAAUUUACGGCUUUCUGAGCAGAUAGCUUCCCUGGAAAAAGAACUUAACAUGGUGAAGAUCAUACGUACGGACAGUCAGACACCAGCAGCAACUCCGAGGCUGGAAAACGAGAAAGAUUUGACAUCAAUGAUCAUGGACAUGGAGACUAAACAUGCUGCCACGGUGGCUGGUCUUGAAGACGCUCUCAAAAAUCAGGCAAUGCUCGUCAGCCAGCUGUCUGCAGAAUGCCGAUCUCUCACACAGCGUUUGGAUGCUAACAAUCUUACUCACAAGGAAGAAAUUGUCAACUUACAAGAAAAAAUAGACCAUUUAACAAACAAAAUAAAAGACUUAUUAGAAAAUCAAAAAGGAAAAUUACCCGAAGCCCCAUCAGAGUCCCAGAAAAAUCCAGUGGAUCCCAACGAAUACACCCACGAAUCUUAUCAACAAAAUUACAAUCUAGAAACGAAAACUCCCGAGCUUGACGCUACCCAAUAUGAUCCACAAGAUAACCAAAAUUAUCCUGAGUACACAACAAACGAUCCUAAUUACACUGGGGAGUACGCAGCUGAAGACUAUCAAUAUGAACAGCAGUACGACCCGUCACUUUAUCCAGAAGCUAACCAGGACCAGAGUAAUCAAGAUACUGAUCAGUACGAAAAUUACUCAGCUGCCAACUACGAAAACCAGCAACAACCGCUUGAACAAAAUGAAGCUAUUUCUUAA
This is a messenger RNA of Cotesia congregata, 2319 nucleotides long. The record is from the annotation of a GenBank genome assembly. NCBI's taxonomy places the organism in Eukaryota, Metazoa, Arthropoda, Insecta, Hymenoptera, Braconidae.